Sugiyamaella lignohabitans is the source of this 648-nucleotide messenger RNA. RefSeq names its product Vps60p (gene VPS60). Gene Ontology annotation, cellular component: multivesicular body. NCBI's taxonomy places the organism in Eukaryota, Fungi, Ascomycota, Dipodascomycetes, Dipodascales, Trichomonascaceae. The transcript has a single exon. Bases 1 to 648 code for a protein of 215 amino acids. The record is from RefSeq and is a predicted model, not a curated record. Gene Ontology annotation, biological process: vesicle budding from membrane; late endosome to vacuole transport via multivesicular body sorting pathway.
AUGAAUAGAAUAUUUGGAUCGAAAACGACGGCUCCAAAGCCGUCGUUGAUGGAUGCCGUCAACAGUAUUGACAAUCGAGUAGCGACGCUGGACGUCAAGUUGGCCAAGUUGAAUGCUGAACUGAGUACUUAUCAGCAGAAGAUGUCGCGAAUGCGAGAUGGACCAGGAAAAAACGCUUUGAAACAAAAAGCACUCAAGAUCUUGAAACAGAGACGACAAGUUGAAUCACAAAAGGACCAAUUGCAGUCUCAGAGUUGGAACAUGGAGCAAGCAGCCAUGACAUCGGAGAAUCUACGAAAUACUAUGGCUACAGUGGAUGCUAUGAAAACUGCCAAUAAGGAGCUCAAGAGACAAUAUGGCAAGAUCAAUAUCGAUAAAAUCGAGUCACUACAAGACGAGAUGGCGGAUCUGCUAGAAGUUUCUGAAGAGCUACAGUCGACCAUGUCACGUAACUAUGCAGUACCGGACGACAUUGACGAAGCUGAGUUAGAUGCUGAACUUGAAGCACUGGGUGAAGAAAUGGAAUUUGAGCAGCUCAACGAGCCAACAGCCGAAGGAACUCCUAGUUAUCUAACUGAAGAUUCGAGUCUACCAACGUUUGUUGACGAACCUGUGGAGCACGACAAACAGGAAGUGGCUGCUUCCUAA